This is a messenger RNA of Sebastes umbrosus (honeycomb rockfish), 3189 nucleotides long. RefSeq names its product cyclin-dependent kinase 17-like. The record is from RefSeq and is a predicted model, not a curated record. Bases 384 to 1964 code for a protein of 526 amino acids. Gene Ontology annotation, biological process: protein phosphorylation. Gene Ontology annotation, molecular function: ATP binding; protein kinase activity. Gene Ontology annotation, cellular component: nucleus; cytoplasm. The transcript is spliced from 17 exons. NCBI's taxonomy places the organism in Eukaryota, Metazoa, Chordata, Actinopteri, Perciformes, Sebastidae.
GGCAGUCAGUCAGAGAGAGAGAGAGAGAGAGAGAGGAGGACACACUCAGAUCAACCAGUAAUCACCAUCGUCUCUCUCACACACUGUCAUGGUCGAAAAAACCAACAACAGCGCUUCCUAUUUUCUAACGGGAGUGAAACUUUAAAGCCAUGUUGCUGGGCGACUACAGCUACAACCCCGCGGAUAUAUAAGCGACAGUGAGGAGCAGAAAGUAGCUGCUACCACCAACCGCCACCGACACCACAAAGAAGAAGAAGAAGCUUUCUUUCUCUCCACGCUCCACGGAGGUAAAGACGGCAUCCGGCCUGAGAAAAAGCUCCGAGGUCGGGGACUCCGGUCGGAGCACCGCUCAUCGUUUCUGGCCUCCCCUUCCCGAGAGCUCCAUGGAGAAAAUGAAGCGGUUCAAGCGGCGUCUCUCUCAGACGUUACGAGGCAGCCACACCAUCGACGAGUCGCUGUCUGAGCUGGCAGAGCAGAUGACCAUCGAGGAGAACGGCCUGAAGGACAGCGAGCCCAUAGUGAGGAACGGUCGUCCUCCGUCGGCCCACAGUGUCCACUCCUUCCUCCACCAGUACACAGGCUCCUUUAAAAAGCCGCCGCUCCGACGGCCUCAGAGUGUCAUCGGAGGAGGCCUGGGCUCUCUCAUGGUCAUGCCUCGCAAUGGCAGUCGCCUCGAUAUCGUCCAUGAGAACCUGAAGAUGGGGUCAGACGGGGAGAGUGACCAGGCGUCGGGGACUUCCUCCGAUGAGGUGCAGUCGCCCACGGGUGUUUGUCUGCGGAACCGAGGGAACAGACGCAUCUCUGCAGAGGACCUGAACAAACGUCUGUCCCUGCCGGCCGACAUCCGGAUACCUGACGGUUACCUGGAGAAGCUGCAGCUGAGCAGCCCGCCCUUCGACCAGCCGCUGAGCCGACGCUCCCGCAGAGCAUCACUGUCAGAGAUUGGAUUUGGGAAGCUGGAGACCUACAUCAAACUGGACAAACUGGGGGAGGGCACGUACGCUACAGUCUUCAAGGGGAGGAGUAAGCUGACAGACAACCUUGUGGCGCUGAAGGAGAUCAGACUGGAGCACGAGGAGGGGGCGCCAUGCACAGCCAUCAGAGAAGUGUCGUUACUGAAGGACCUGAAACACGCCAACAUUGUGACGCUGCACGAUAUCAUCCACACAGAGAAGUCGCUCACACUGGUCUUCGAGUACCUGGACAAAGACCUCAAGCAGUACAUGGACGACUGCGGGAACAUCCUGAGCAUGCAGAAUGUCAAGAUUUUUCUGUUCCAAAUCCUGCGAGGAUUAGCGUACUGUCACAGACGGAAAGUUCUCCACAGAGACCUGAAGCCUCAAAAUCUGCUCAUCAACGAGAGAGGAGAACUCAAACUGGCUGACUUUGGCCUGGCAAGGGCCAAAUCUGUGCCCACUAAAACAUACUCUAACGAGGUGGUAACACUUUGGUAUCGACCUCCCGACGUGCUGCUGGGCUCCUCUGAGUACUCCACGCAGAUAGACAUGUGGGGUGUGGGCUGUAUAUUCUACGAGAUGGCUGCCGGCAGGCCCCUGUUCCCAGGCUCCACGGUGGAGGACGAGCUGCACCUCAUCUUCAGGCUGCUAGGCACUCCCACAGAAGACAGCUGGCCUGGAAUAUCUUCUAUGGACGAGUUCAAGUCCUAUAAGUUCCCCAAGUACAAGAUCCAGCCGCUCAUUAACCACGCACCCAGGUUGGACACUGAUGGCAUUGACCUGCUGUUGUCAUUCCUAAGAUAUGAGUCGAAAAAGAGGAUCUCUGCUGAUGAAGCAAUGAGACAGCCGUACUUCAGGAGCCUGGGGCCACGUGUGCGCACACUGCCAGAGAGCAUAUCCAUAUUCACACUGAAGGAAGUCCAGUUGCAGAGAGAUCCUGGCUACCGGAACUCAUCAUACCCUGAGUCAGGCAACGGAAAGAGCAGAAGACAAAGCAUGCUGUUUUAGAUUCUCUGGACUGUCAUUUUUUUAUUUGGGAAGAAUCUGCUACCUGUGCAGUCUUGCCGAUGGAUCAGUAACCCGAGAUGGAUGUUGGCGUGGAGCAUCAUCAUCAUCACUCCCCCCCAAGAUACUUGGGAAACUUGUCCACAGUGCGACUGACCCCAUUUCCAGGUCUGGCCUGAACCUGGCCCAAAAGAGACAUUUAUAUACUGUACAUCUAUAUUUAUUGAGAAGAGAAUUUGCUGCUAAAUCCAACUACUGUCUAGAAUUCUAACUGGCUCAGUCACUUUAAUGAGUACAUGCAAUGUGUAUAGAUUGUUAAUUUCUCUUUUUUUGAAGUGGUAUUUUAAGUGAUUCUUUUUGUCAUUAUUUACAUUUUCAUACAUAAGAAACCACCUCAAAGCUCCUCAGUAUGUGUGGGUAUGUAAUGCACACAGACAAGCAGAGGGAUGUUUCUGUAGCAACUCAAAAGGUUUUGAUUUAUCUGUCGGACGGUGCUGUUCUCUGCUGCACAAAUCAUUUGUGACCGUUUACUCAAAAGGUUUUUGAGGCCAGCUUUGAUAUAACUGAUAAUUUUGUCCCAACUGGAGGCUAAUAUGAGAGUAGUGCUGCCAACCUCCUGUGCAAAAAAAACACAUUCUUGUCAGAUGCUGGCAUAUCAUUCCAGGGUGCUGCGGUCCCUGUCGUGACCAAUGAACAAAUGCAGGAGGAAAAAGGCAACGUAGAAUUAAUAACAAGGGCAUUACAGGAUUAGUUACGCUUCCUAAAUUCUUCUGGAAACCUAAAUAUUUAACUCAAUCUGACACUUCAUCUCCUCCAGUCUGUUGCAAAGAGGAGAUGCAAAGUGAAUCCCGUGUGUUGGAAUCUGCUGCCUCUGUGCAUGACAGAUGUGUUCUCCUCUCUGCCAUUCCCAUCUCCAUCUCCAUCAACUGUAAAAAUGUAUCCCUGUUUUCUGGAUUGCUUCCAUCAUUGUUGCAUGCCUGCUCUGUUGUAUGAGGAAGCACACAGCCACUGAACUCCUAAUUCAGGGAGCACUAGCUAUAGUCCUGCCCCUAGUGAAUACGAUACUGAGUCAAAGUCUAUUUAACAGUGUUACAAAAGAUGUUUUGUAUGAUAUUCUUUAACUUUAUUUGUUGAUAUUUGUUAUUGGUGUGGGAUUUCGUUGCAGAUGCCCUCCCAUAUUUGUUUUUUUUCCAGAGUAAAGAAAAUUAAAUCUAAAGUUUAAACGGAA